AUUGACUGCGAUUCUAAUGUAAUCGACAAAAUGGCAGCGCCCUUAAACGAAGAAAUUCAGCGUUUGUCGUACCAUAAUAUCAGACCAGUUAUACUACACGGUUACGUUCUUCCUUUUAUUUUCAUAUAUGCGAUCUGGUUCUACGUCUGGGCAACUAUUUAUGGAAUUGAAGAUUACUACGAAGGUGGACUGAUUACUUUCGCCGUCAUCGGUCUGUUCCAGAUUUUGACAGCAUUGUUCUGCUUGUGGUCGAUUGAUAUUCGAUGUGCACUUACGUGUUCACAGGUUGACAACCCCUUCUACGCAGAAUGGGUGAAGGUCGUACCCACACCAAACAAUGGUUUCACAGAACUUAUCAAACUUUAUCACGGGCAGACUGGUGAUGAAUAUAGACUGUGGUUUAUUUUCCAAAAGACAAAGUAUGUUUAUGAUGGAACAGAGAAGAAACAAUUUCAGCCUCUCACAUUCCCUAUUGACCACUCAAUCCACUACUACAUGGACUGGAAAGGCUACCAAGAUGACACUGAAGUUGCAGCUGCUGAGAAGAAAUUUGGCCUCAAUAAAAUGGGUAUGGACAUCCCCCAUUUUGCAGAAUUGUUUAAGGAGAGGGCCACAGCACCAUUUUUUGUCUUCCAGGUGUUCUGUGUGGGACUUUGGUGCCUGGAUGAAUACUGGUAUUACAGUGUCUUCACUCUCUUCAUGUUGAUUGCAUUUGAAGCGACGCUUGUGCAACAGCAGCUGCGGAAUAUGGCAGAGAUUCGGAAAAUGGGCAACAAACCUUACCUUAUUCAGGUGUAUCGAAACAGGAAGUGGAUUAAAAUAAUGUCAGACACAUUGAUUCCAGGUGACAUCGUAUCUAUUGUUCGUUCUCAAGAAGAUAAGAUAGUGCCCUGUGAUAUGCUGCUGUUGCGGGGACCCUGCAUUGUGGAUGAGUCUAUGUUGACAGGAGAGUCAGUGCCUGUGAUGAAGGAGCCUGUUGAGAACCUGGAAGGCAGCCAUAUUCUGGACUUGGAGGCUGAUGGCAAACUCCACAUCUUGUUUGGUGGAACCAAGGUUGUUCAACACACACCACCAAGCAAGUCUGGACCUGGAUUAAAAGCAAGCGACAAUGGCUGCAUAGCCUAUGUUCUGAGGCACAGUUUCAACACAUCACAGGGGAAGCUACUCCGCACAAUCCUCUUUGGUGUGAAACGAGUCACAGCCAACAAUCUGGAGACUUUCUUCUUCAUCAUGUUCCUGUUGGUUUUUGCCAUAAUUGCAGCAGCUUAUGUUUGGAUCAAAGGUACAGAAAACCCAAGUCGCAAUCGCUACAAGUUGUUCUUGGAAUGCACUCUCAUCCUGACAUCAGUAGUUCCCCCUGAGCUACCUAUUGAGCUUUCAUUGGCUGUGAACACAUCACUUCUGGCUCUCACCAAACUAUAUGUCUACUGCACAGAGCCAUUCAGAAUCCCUUUUGCUGGAAAGAUAGACAUUUGCUGCUUUGAUAAAACAGGCACACUGACAAGUGAUGACUUGGUUGUAGAGGGUGUUGCUGGCAUUGGGGAGGGAACAGAGAUCAAGGCAGCAUCAGAAGCACCCUUGACAACCAUCCAAGUGCUGGCCACAUGCCACUCCCUGGUGCAGCUGGAAGAUGAGAUGGUGGGUGAUCCCCUAGAGAAGGCCACACUGAAAGCUGUAGAGUGGACUCUCACAAAAGGGGAGGCAGUAGUUCCCAUGAAAGGUAGGGGAAGUGGCCUUAAGAUCUAUCACCGUUUCCACUUUUCAAGUGCUCUCAAGCGUAUGUCCGUCAUUGUUGGCCACACACCUGCUGGAAGCACAGAAACAGAAUACCUGGCAACUGUUAAGGGUGCUCCAGAAACCCUUAAAGAUAUGUUUAGUGCCAUACCUGACAACUAUGAAGAAGUUUAUUUAGCUAUGGCACGGCGUGGAGCUCGCAUCCUUGCACUGGGAUACAAGCAAAUAGGAUAUCUUUCACACCAGCAGGUACGUGAAUUGGUGCGGGAUGAUGUGGAAUGUGACCUGCAGUUUGCUGGCUUUGUCAUCAUCUCUUGUCCCCUCAAGGUGGACUCUAAGGCUGCCAUUAGGGAAUUGCAACACUCCUCCCAUUAUGUGACCAUGAUCACAGGCGACAAUCCACUAACAGCAUGUCACGUCGCACACGAGUUGCGAAUGAGCAAGAAGGAUUUGACACUGAUUCUCACACCACCCAACAGACUAGAUGCUGAAUGGCACUGGCAGUCCAUUGAUGACACUGUGAUACUUCCUUUGGAACCCCGAAAUUUCCGCAAAGAAUUUUUGCCUGCCUAUGAUCUUUGUCUCACAGGGGAGGCACUGACAUUUCUCCAAUCUAAACCAAAGAUUAUGCAGUUACUUCUGCCUAAUACCAGAGUGUUUGCCAGGGUAGCACCCAAACAGAAGGAGCUGAUCAUCACGAUGCUUAAAGCCCAAGGGCACAUCACUCUUAUGUGUGGCGAUGGGACAAACGAUGUCGGUGCGCUCAAACAUGCUGAUGUUGGUGUGGCCUUGUUAGCUAAUGCCCCAGAGCGACUGCCUGAAAAAAAGAAAUCUAGGAAAGAGGAGAUUGGAUCCAGUGUUGAUGGAGAUCCACACACUUCUAAUGACAAAAUAUCUCCAUUAACACGAGGUAAACCAACAGGGCGAGCAGCGAAGCAACGUGCAAUUGCCAGAGGAGAUCCACUACCACCCCAUCAGAAAAAGUUGGCAGCCAUUUUGAAGGAGAUUGAGGAAGAGGAGAAGGCACAAGUCAUUAGGCUAGGAGAUGCCAGUGUAGCCUCCCCUUUUACCUCCAAACUGUCAACAGUCAUGAGUGUUUGUAACAUCAUCAAGCAGGGCCGCUGCACUCUGGUUACCACACUUCAGAUGUUUAAGAUCCUGGCCCUCAAUGCUUUGAUCCUUGCCUACAGCCAGAGUGUCCUUUAUCUGGAUGGUAUUAAGUUUUCGGACGCACAGGCUACCUUGCAGGGGCUUUUGUUGGCUGGAUGCUUCUUGUUUAUUUCACGCUCCAAGCCUUUAAAGACAUUGUCAAAAGAACGGCCACUGCCCAAUAUCUUCAAUGUCUACACCAUCCUCACUGUGAUGCUGCAGUUUGCUGUCCAUUUCUCUAGUUUAAUGUUUCUUGUCUACCAUGCAAAACAGUUGACUAUCAGGCCAGAUGGAGAGUUUGUUGAUCUAGAGAAGGAGUUUGAGCCAAGCAUUCUCAACACAACAGUAUACAUAAUAUCCAUGUCACUGCAGGUGUCAACAUUCGCUGUUAACUACAAGGGGCAACCAUUUAUGGAAAGUCUACAAGAAAACCGGCCUCUUUUGUACAGUCUCCUAUUUUCUUGUGGUGGCAUUAUCACUUUGGCUAGUGGCCUUGUUCCUGAUGUUACAAAGCAGUUUGAGCUUGUCGAUCUUCCAUCAGAGUUCCGUAACAUGGUUUUACUAGUCGUGUCAGCAGACAUAGUGAUGGCAUACAUUGUUGACAGGAUAUGCCAGUUUAUGUUUGGUGCUGGGCGAUUGAAGUCAAUGUACUGACCCUACAUCACUGAUAGCACCGUGCUAUUUCUCACAUACAUGCGCAUGUGACUGCCAUCAUGAACUAUGGAAUUCUUGUACAAAUUGUUGGUGCAUGUGCUGGCUGAGUGAGAUGGGAUGGUGUGGAUUGCAAGUGAUUGAAAUGCCUUUAUGAGAAUCAAAUGUGGUGAUUAAAUAUAUAAUAAUAAUUAAUGUUCUAAAUGCCUCUUAUUCUGUUAGAGAACUGUAUCUGAUGUGCUUCUCAUGUCAAAAAGUCAAAAAAGAGUUUUCAACAUGCCUGUGUCAUGAUAGACAACUGUUUUGGACAUUUUUGUACUUGACAGAGAACUUUUCCAUGUCUUUAUGAAGACAGAUAAAAAAGCAACAAAAACCCCACAAGAUUUAAUUUUUGCAUUUCACUGGGAUCAAUAUAACUAUUCACUAUAACUUAUUCACAUCUUUUUCAAUUUUGUUCAGAGAGAUUGUGAGAUAUAGUUCUACUUCGGAGAUUAUGAAUAAUCUAUUUGAGGAAAUCAUUUUUAAGUGAAUUUGCUUUUAAAAAGGACAAUUAACUAUUUUGGCUUUCUCAACACUACUAGGUACACAUUGUUGUACAAUACAUGACAGCAGGCAUUACUAUUCAAGAAAUAUUUUAAUUCAUUAAAAUACAGUAAUAAGGAACAUAAUGCUCUUUUAAAUUUGUGGGUCUUAUUAUACAUAAUGCUCAUUAAGUUUUUUUUCCUAACCAAGAAUCAUAAAUAGCAACACUAUAGCAACACUUCAGAUACACUGUCUCCUACAUUAAAAGGUAACUACAAACGUAGCAAUAAUUAAUGUAAAAAUGAAUUAAAUAAGCACAGGAGCUAAAAAUAUUUAUCUAACAUAAUGAAUGUGUCACUGCGUUAGUGUCUCUUUUUCAUUGAUAAACAUAUGCAUAUUUUACUGAAAACUAUUAGUUCUUUCUUCCAGGUUUAGAAAAUGAGAUUUACAGAUUGUAGGUGUGCAUUUCAAUGUAUGUGUGUAUGUGUGCACAAGGUCUUAUGAGAAAGAAGGGGUUCACACUUUCAAAAACAGUAAAGCACAUGCAUAUCUACAGUUUGGUUUGUCACAACUGAUCAUCUUGCCAGCAAGUUACAUGCAACACGGGAAUAAAUUUGAAGAUGAUUAAUAGCUAAUGUUGACAGUGUGGUUUUCACUUCUAAAUGUCAUUGUAAGAAGCUGAAGACGAUGGUACUCUGAAGAGCAUUCUUGCAUGUUACUGUUCACAACUUGUGUACAGAUGCUUGCAUGGACUUUUGGUGCACCAUGUUUUAGGCAGAGAAAAACCUAAUUAGAUUUUCGCAAAUCUGAGUGUUUUCCUUUCUUCUGACUUGGCUUUCCCUGUCUGCUGUCAUUCCUUUCUCUUCUACCUUCACACAAACACCUUAAAGGAUAGAGUUAAUUUGCAUCUAGUCUUUAUUGAAAUGGCUGAAAUAGUGACAUUUUAAAAAACAUUUCCAUACUCUGUUUAAUUUGAACAGAUGUCAAUAUGUGUAGCAAAAUCAAACAUACUAUUUGAUGGUCAGGUGUUUGUUAUACUUUUAUGUUUUAAUGCCAGUUUGAAAAAAAUGUUUCACUUGUAAAAAAAACUGCAAUGAAAAAUCAGUGUUGAAAUUUCAGUGACCUUCUAGACUGAAUACAGGUUCUACAUUGUACCACCAAGCCAGUGAAUUUACUGUGAAAUAAUCCUCGAAAUGACAUGGCGUCUACAGUUUUAUCUCGAGAGCUGACCUCCAAGUGUGACAAAAAAAUAGGCAAACAAGAACAAUAUGGAGUCUACACCAUAAAUUGUGUUAACCUUGACCUCUUCAAACUGGUAUGAUGCACCGCAGACAGUAAUGUUGUUACAGUGUAGCUUUUUAAAGUGCAGCUUGCAAGUGAACAUCAUUAGCACCAUUUUGAAACCUGUCAAGUCUCAAUGCUGAGCAGAUGAAAUCAUUUUGUACGUUACAUUGUUGUGUUUGUGACCUAAAGGUGAUCGGAGAGUUAAUGUCUUUGGUUGAGGGAUAUUAAUGUUGAAGGAUGUGGAAUAAAGUGUUGUUUAUUAAGGAUAUGAAAAUUAAAAGCCACGAAAGCAAA
Pomacea canaliculata is the source of this 5634-nucleotide messenger RNA. Its product is annotated as manganese-transporting ATPase 13A1-like. The transcript is spliced from 27 exons. Gene Ontology annotation, molecular function: P-type ion transporter activity; ATP hydrolysis activity; ATP binding. Gene Ontology annotation, biological process: intracellular calcium ion homeostasis. Gene Ontology annotation, cellular component: endoplasmic reticulum membrane. Bases 31 to 3537 code for a protein of 1168 amino acids. The record is from RefSeq and is a predicted model, not a curated record. Lineage: Eukaryota; Metazoa; Mollusca; Gastropoda; Architaenioglossa; Ampullariidae.